This is a messenger RNA of Seminavis robusta, 678 nucleotides long. The record is from the annotation of a GenBank genome assembly. Lineage: Eukaryota; Bacillariophyta; Bacillariophyceae; Naviculales; Naviculaceae.
AUGCCCAGCAUGUCACCCAUAGGAGCUUUAACCAAUAGGUUUUCGAACAUUCGCGAUGGUUUGCAGAACCAAAUGGCAAAUAUGAACUCAAAUUCACCAAGAUCCUCCAUGAACCGCGGUGUCUCUAAAGAAAGGCAGCUUCGUAAAGUGGAGCUUCUGGUGAGGGACCCAGUUCUUUGGGCGGAGUUCAAGCGACGAGUUGCGGCAAGGAACCAUUUUUCCAAUGCUGGUGUACAGUAUGUCCUUCAUGAACUCUGUGAUGAGCUCAAUAUUCCUGGGCUAGACCUUAUCGAUGAUUCGUCCAGCAUCCAGACGGCGAAAAGCACACAAUCAACCAGGAGAGCCUCUUUUACAGGUUCCAACAAGGCCGGAAAUGACAAUGUCCCCACCAAGAAUCGCUUUGGCUUGCUGCGCACGCUCCGUUCGGGGACCCGGGAACCUCCAACUCCUGAGGUUUCCUAUAGUCACAGUCCUAGCUCGCACUUCAGUAAGGUGCCUUGUCCUGAGAGUCCAGGGUCCCAGCUGAACCUGUCACCAACCAAAACGCCAUUGACACCCAUGUCGGCUACUACGGUAUCCACAGCUGCCACCAUGACUCCAGCUAGUGAUGUUACCUUGCCAAAGGAAAUCCGUGCCAGAGGACCUGUUCUAGACUUCCUGGAACAGCCCAACUUUUAG